Messenger RNA from Cornus florida, 2544 nucleotides. RefSeq lists its product as uncharacterized. Gene Ontology annotation, molecular function: protein serine/threonine phosphatase activity; GTP binding; GTPase activity. The coding region runs from base 249 to 2132 and encodes 627 amino acids. NCBI's taxonomy places the organism in Eukaryota, Viridiplantae, Streptophyta, Magnoliopsida, Cornales, Cornaceae. Gene Ontology annotation, cellular component: cytosol; nucleus. The transcript has 17 exons. The record is from RefSeq and is a predicted model, not a curated record. Gene Ontology annotation, biological process: protein dephosphorylation.
CGGUGCCCGAUGCGACUAUAACUUUACAGCGUAGCCCUGGUAACACUGAAUCAUGAACUCCUUCUCCCGCAUAAAGUAAACCGGUGAAGAGCCAUUAAAGAAGACUUUUAUAGCUUUCUUUGCUAUUUGUGGCACUCUUCUCCAAAAACCACAGAUCUGAUUUUAUCCAAUUCGCAUCAGAUUCUCCCAAUUCACAGGGUUUUGUGAUUUUAUGCGUGGAGUUUGAUAGUCUGGAAUCCAAAUAUUGAAUGGCUUCGUCAUCGAGCCCACCGGAAUUUGACUACUUGUUCAAGUUGUUGAUGAUUGGAGAUUCUGGAGUCGGCAAGAGUAGUCUGCUUCUGAGUUUCACUUCCGACACCUUCGAAGAUCUCUCUCCUACUAUUGGUGUGGAUUUUAAGGUAAAACAUGUUUCUGUUGGGGGAAAAAAGUUGAAGCUUGCAAUUUGGGAUACAGCUGGACAGGAAAGAUUCAGGACAUUAACUAGUUCAUAUUACAGAGGAGCUCAAGGAAUAAUAAUGGUUUAUGAUGUAACACGACGAGAAACAUUUACGAAUCUAUCUGAUAUAUGGGCUAAAGAAAUUGACUUGUACUCAACAAAUCAGGAUUGCAUCAGGAUGCUUGUUGGCAACAAAGUUGAUAAGGAGAGUGAAAGGGUUGUCACCAAAAGAGAGGGAGUUGACUUUGCUAGGGAAUGUGGAUGCCUUUUCAUUGAAUGUAGUGCAAAAACUCGGGCCAAUGUGGAGCAAUGCUUUGAGGAACUUGUUCUGAAGAUUUUAGAGACUCCCAGUCUUUUGGCUGAGGGCUCAACUGGUGUCAAAAGGAACAUCUUUAAACAAAAACCUCCAGAGGCUGCUGAUGCAUCAGCUAGCGGGUGUUGCUCCAGAAUACUUCACAAGUAUGGUCUAUGGUUUCUGCAAGAUGCAUAUAUUGUUCCGAAAUUUAGUUUUGACGUCCCAACAUUUGAAGCUGCAUUCAUGAGGGGCAAUGUUGUCAUUUUAAAUUAUGACAGAGGCAAUUUAAAUGUAGAUAAUACACGAACGCCUAUACAAUAUAUAAUUAUACACACACAACACACACAUAUACAAAAUACAAAAUACAAAAAGUUGAAUGCGGCGAGCAUGAACAUUGAGGAUUCUUUCUCCUCCACCUCUGCCACCGAUCUGACGACGAGCUCUUCCCUCCCGCCCGGUGCCCCACCCGCUACUCCUGCCGGGGAUGUCGAGGUGGACCCACCACCUCCUGCGGCGGAGCCAUCAAAGUCAUCGCCGUCGCCACUUCAACCAAAAGUACAACCAAAUAUCAUGAUUCCAUCCAGAGAUCCCAAUGCGCUCUUCAGCGGUGGUGGUAUCAGCUUUCUUACUGGAAACGGCAAUGCGAGGUUCAGCUAUGGAUAUUCCAGUUUCAAGGGUAAAAGGGCUUCAAUGGAGGAUUUCUAUGAGACAAGGAUAUCAGAAGUUGAUGGUCAGAUGGUUGCUUUCUUUGGUGUGUUUGAUGGUCAUGGUGGUUCCAGGGCUGCAGAAUACCUUAAGAACAACCUUUUCAAGAAUUUAAGUAGCCAUCCGGAUUUUAUUAAAGACACAAAGUCUGCUAUUGUUGAAGCAUUUAAACAGACAGAUGUCGAUUAUCUUAAUGAAGAAAAAGGCCAGCAAAAAGACGCUGGUUCAACUGCAUCAACUGCCGUUCUGCUAGGGGAUCGGCUGCUUGUCGCAAAUGUCGGAGAUUCCAGAGUAGUUGCUUGUAGAGCUGGUUCAGCUGUGCCUUUGUCUAUUGAUCACAAACCUGAUAGAUCUGAUGAACGCCAAAGGAUUGAAAAGGCUGGAGGUUUCAUCAUAUGGGCAGGGACAUGGCGAGUUGGCGGUGUUCUUGCUGUUUCUCGUGCAUUUGGAGACAAACUACUUAAGCCAUUUGUCGUAGCUGAUCCAGAAAUUCAGGAAGAAGAAAUUGAUGGUGUAGACUUUUUAAUCAUUGCAAGUGAUGGACUUUGGAAUGUUCUAUCAAAUAAGGAUGCUGUGGCUAUGGUGCAGGAUAUACCAGAUGCAGAAGCAGCAUCAAGAAAACUUAUAGAAGAAGCCUAUGCAAGAGGGAGCUCUGACAACAUCACUUGUGUAGUAGUUCGAUUUGAGAGCCCGUGACAACACAUAUGAAUGUCGUGCUUUAUCUUUCGUGUCUCAUCAUCGUAAAUUGGAAGUGGAAUACUCAUUUUAUCAGAAUUGCGCUCUUAAAAUCAUGCAGGUUUUUAAAAAACCCCGGAAGGAGGACCCGAGCCACAGUACAUGAACAGGCUUCAAAUUUAUUGAUCUUUGCCUAUUAUAUCUUGAUGACCAUAUAAGUUAUUAGUGUGAUGGCUGAGUUCUCAAGUUUUGGAUUAUGAUUUUAUUUUAUCAAUGUAAUUCUGAUGAGUUCGUAUCUCUCUGUGGGAAAUUGUAAGUUUGGUGUCGUAUUAUUGCAUAUCACUCUGGUCAUCUCAUGAUUGUCUCAAUGGGCAGUUAUAUUUGGCCUACUUGAAGAUGACGAUAUGAUAAAUUAAAUUGUUCAUUGCUACAA